Molecule: messenger RNA, 4419 nt
Organism: Patiria miniata (bat star)
Lineage: Eukaryota; Metazoa; Echinodermata; Asteroidea; Valvatida; Asterinidae
Exons: 5
Coding region: 1-4419 (1472 amino acids)
Source: RefSeq, a predicted model, not a curated record
AUGAAAUCGGGUGCUGGAUCCAAUGCCUACCAAGCUGACCUAAGUGCAGCCUUCGAUACCGUCGACCACACCAUUCUUCUGCAACGCCUGCAGUCCAAAGUUGGCAUUUCUGGCAAGGCCCUGGACUGGUUUUCAUCUUAUUUGUCUGGCAGGAGCCAACGUGUGUCUAUUCAAGCAUCAGAGGUGGACAAGGACAAGCUGCCGAAAUAUGAAGAAGACUUCAAUGAAAUCGAAGAACUCAUGAAGGCGGCUCGCAAUACAUACAGUGAACUGGUCAUUGAUCUGAAAGACGACGUAGCCCCAAACGACAACAUAGCACAUAGCCCGGUCGACCGCAUCAAGUGCCAGAGCCAAGUCUUGAACUCGGAACCAGACUGUGGUGAAGGAGGGUUACCAGUUCAGCAACCCUUAUCCACCAAUGCUGCAGCAGAGAUACCGACAACAGACUGUCCAAGGAGUAACGACGUUCAAAACUCCAAGCUAAAACCACUUGCGAAGGCUUGGCCGACUCCCUCAAAGGAACCGGAAGGUGUCAUCCUAACACUGCAGCGUCAGAUGUUAGAUGUUAUGAACCUUCCGAAGACCAGUUUGAUGUCCUUUGAUGGCAACCCCAUGAACUACUGGGCGUUCAUGAACUCGUUCGACAGUUGUGUGGGGAACUCGUCUGUCAGCAAUGGAGCCAAGUUGAACAGACUGUUCGAGUACUGCAAGGGAAAAGCAGCUCGCGUCAUCCAGCCAUGCGCAAUGAUGAAACCCUCGGAGGGUUAUGCCAAGGCACGGACACUCCUGAAGGAGAGAUUCGGCAAUGAAUUCAAGAUAUCGCAGGCCUGGGUCGACAGAGUAUGCGAGGGCCCUGUUCUCAAAUCGAACAGUGCCGAAGCCCUGCAAGAUUUUGCUGAUGAUGUCCAAGGCUGCAUGGAGACGCUUAAAGCCAUGAACAAGCUCAAUGAGAUUGACUCUCGUAUGAGGAUGGUAAAAGUUGUGGAACGGUUACCAUUCUUCCUGCAGUCCAGAUGGCGUAAAGAGGCAGUGAAGACAGUUGAAGCAACUGGUGACUACCCCAACAUCAACAAGCUGGCCAAAUUCCUGAAUGUGGCUGCCAACGAGGCCAAUGACCCCGUAUUUGGAUCCCUAAACACCAAGUACAAGGACCCAAAACCACCAAGCAGACCUGGAAAUCCAAGGCGAGGGACAACUUUCAAUGUUCAUGCCAAAGUCGGCAUGACACAACAGUCAUCAGAGUCGAAUAAGAAGUUUGGUACAUCAUCAGGGAGAGACGGACAGUCAAGGCCGUGCCAUCUUUGCAGAGGAAAUCAUCGUCUUGACGCCUGUGAUGACUUCAAGAAAAUGUCUUCGCAGAAGCGAAUGGAGGUGGUGAAAGGUAAAAGGCUCUGCUUCAACUGCUUGCUGGCAAGUAACCAUGUAGCUCGAUGGUGCAGGAAGAAGAGCGGUUGUGACAAAGAGGGAUGUACCCGACGACAUGCCAGUUUGCUGCAUGAUGCGAUGCAGUAUGCCACCAGUGUGACAGUUCAGAAGGAUGCACAGGGUGGAGGUGGAACCAAGGCUGACUCACCAACCGUGGGUGCCAAAAGCUGUGUAUGCGGUCCUUCUGAAAGAAAACCAGUGAAGGUAGUCCUGCCCAUAGUGACGGUGAAUGUCAGAGGUAAAGGCCAACACAGCUUUGUCCAGACUCAUGCACUUCUCGAUCCUGGCAGUAACAAAACAUUUUGCUCCCAAGCUCUGCUCGACAAGAUGGGCCUUGAGGGAGAGAAAACCAACCACCUGUCCCUUGAAACGCUCAAUGAUGGAAGCGAUGCUGAAGCCUUUCAGGUGGCUUUGGAGGUGACUGGAACCAUUGGGAAGAUGCGGAAAAGGGAGGUCAUCCAACUACCGAGAGUGUAUGCCCUGGCCAAAUUCCCAGAGCUGAAGAGUUGUGUGGCCACAUCAGCUGACACAAAACAAUGGCAGCACCUUCAAGACAUUGACAUACCCCGGAUGGACGAGACUGAAGUCACCAUACUGGUGGGACAAGACGUUCCACAGGCAUUGAUACCGCUGGAAGUGAGACGAGGCAAUGCUGACGAGCCUUAUGCAACGAGAACUGCACUUGGAUGGACCGUCAAUGGACCAAUCGGUGGGGAGCUGCACCAUGGGAAGGCUGAGUUCAAUUUCAUACAAGCAUGCACGAAGCCAGAGGUCAGCCUUGAUGCCCAAGUCGAACAGUUCUGGAAGCUCGACACACCCCAAGUGCUGGCAGCACGCGUUCCUCAGAUGUCUGUCAAUGACAAGAAAGUGAUUGAUGUGUGGGAAUGCUCUCUGACUAUGGUUGACACGCACUAUCAGAUGGACAUCCCCUUCAGGGUUCUGCCACCACAGUUGCCAAAUAACAGAUCCCUUGCUGAGAAGAGGCUGCAGAGUCUUGGACGACGUCUUGCCAAGAACCCUGAAAUGCACGAUAGAUACAAGGCUGAAAUCGAGAAUCUACUGGACAAGGGAUAUGCAGAACGUGUGCUGAGCAGUGACAUUGAUGCUUCGCCAGGUGGGACCUGGUAUUUGCCUCAUCAUAAUGUGGUCAACCCCAACAAGCCCGAGAAACUCCGCAUAGUCUUUGACUGUGCUGCUGAAUAUGCAGGAACAUCUCUGAACAAGAAUGUUAUGCAAGGCCCCGACAUGACCAACAAGCUGAUUGGCGUAUUGGUGAGGUUCAGAGAGCAAAGAGUAGCAGUUAUGGGUGAUAUAGAGGCGAUGUUUCACCAGGUCAAGGUGACUCCAUCCCACAGAGAUGUUCUGAGAUUCUUGUUGUGGAGAGAUGGAGACAUAGCCAACCAGCCUGAAGUCUUCAGAAUGGCAGUCCAUCUCUUCGGAGGUGUUUGGUGCCCGAGCUGUGCAAGUUAUGCUCUCCACAGAACGGCUGAAGACCACAAGGACGAAUUUGAUUAUGAAGUCAUCACCACUGUGAUGGAAAACUUCUACGCAGAUGACUACUUGAAGUCAGUGGAGAAUGACGAGAAGGCCAUGAAGUUGGUGGAACAACUGUGCAAGCUGCUAUCUAUGGGUGGUUUUCGGCUAACCAAAUGGUUGUCAAACAGUCGGAAGGUCAUCGAAUCCAUCCCGCUGGAGGAAAGAGCCAAGAGCGCUAAAGAAGUCGACCUGGACAAUGGAUUACUACCUGUUGAGAGAGCACUUGGACCAAAAGAGAAGGGUUACACCAGAAGAGGUCUUCUGAGCAUCGUGAGUUCUGUAUAUGAUCCAGUUGGAUUCGUGUGCCCAUUUGUGCUCCAAGCAAAGAAGAUCUUCCAAGAUGAGUGCAAGAGAGGAAAAGACUGGGAUGACGAACUAGAGCCAGGAAACCUUGAGCAGUGGAUGAAGUGGCUGCAGGGUCUACCCAAGCUGGAAGAAUUCAGUGUUCCCAGGUGUAUCGUACCUCAAGAGUUUGGGACACCCACCAGUGUACAGCUACAUCACUUCUGCGAUGCGUCUAUGGUUGCUUAUGGAGCAGUAUCUUACAUCAGGCUGGUAGACAACCGGGGACAUAUCCACACCUCAUUCUUGAUGGGAAAAUCAAGACUGGCUCCCAUGAAGUCGAUGACCAUUCCACGACUUGAGCUCUCGGCAGCAGUCAUGGCAGUGCGGGUGGACAGUAUUCUGCAACGUGAAAUGAGGCUGGAGGUUCAGAGUACCACAUUUUGGACUGAUAGCCAGAUUGUCUUGCAAUACAUCAAGAACACCUCGAAAAGAUUCCAGACCUUCGUCACCAACAGAGUGAAUGUCAUUCACGAUGGUUCGCUGCCAGCUCAAUGGAUGUAUGUGGAUACACGCUCUAACCCAGCAGAUGACGCCUCCAGAGGGCUUGAUGCCAAGCAGAUGUUAUGCCAAUCAAGAUGGAAACAGGGGCCGGCGUUCCUGUCAGCGGAUGAGACAGCUUGGCCAGUGGAGCCUGAAGCAAGUCCGGACCUGCUCCAAGAUGACAAGGAAGUCAAGCAUGAGGCAAAGACUUGUGCUGUGGAGGCAGUUGCUCCAGACGAUGUCAUCAACACACUGCUGAAGAGGUAUUCGAGCUGGCAUCGCUUGAAGAAGAUAGUGGCGUGGUUGUUGCGGUUCAAGGUGUGGCUCCUCAAUCACAGACAGCAGGAACCACAAGUGUCCUUACAGGUUCACGACGUACAGGCAGCUGAGAAGGCAAUCAUUGCACACCUGCAGGAGAAGCACUUUGGUGAGGAAGUGCGUGCUUUGAAAACAAACGGGACGAUUUCCAGGAAGAGCGCAGUAUACAGCCUGGACCCUGUGAUGGAUGAUGAUGGUCUGCUGCGAGUUGGAGGGAGGUUAAAGAUGGCGCCACUCACAGAACAAGCAAAGCACCCACUGAUAGUACCCAGAGAACACCAUGUAGCUGAGAUGCAUCAUCAGACACUACCAUGA